AUGGGAACUACCUACUCCCAGAAGAACCGCUACACACUCUCAACCAUCAUACUGCUGGCAUUGUUCCUUCUAAGCUUAUUCUUCUUCAGCAAACGAGCUCUUGAGCCUAAACUCUCUCUCUACAGAGACGACUUCUCCGGAACCCCUCUUUUCUCUUCCCCUCUUCCCCCUCCUACAAGAUCCGAUUCCCUCCAGAACUCAUCCAAUUCUUUCACCAUUACAGAUUCUAACCCUGAUCACAAUGCUCUGAAUUCAUCCAUUCAGAUACCCAUUUGGCCAAAUCCUGAUUUCAAUGUUUCGAGCACUGAGAUUGAGUUGGCUGAUUCUGGGGUGGAAGAGAAAAAAGAUAAUCUAACAAUUUCUGAUCAUGGAGACAGUAAUGUGUCGAGAAAGAGGCUGAAAUGGGAAGAGGGUUGCGAUUUGUAUGCGGGAAAUUGGGUGAAGGAUGAGGAGUACCCAAUGUAUAAGCCAGGGUCUUGCCCUUAUGUCGAUGACGGUUUUGAUUGCCAAAGCAAUGGAAGGCGUGACUCGGAGUACCUGAAAUGGCGGUGGAAGCCGGAUGGCUGUGAUCUUCCAAGGACAAGUUACGAAUUUGCCUUUUGGCCAAUGGUUGAUGAGGAAAGGAAUCAGAUUUUGUUGCUUUCUCUUCUAGACAUUAAUAUUGAUUCAAAACUAGCAUCAGACUUCCAAACGGAAUCCAGAGAUCUGGGAAUCAGGGUCUCUUAA
Molecule: messenger RNA, 726 nt
Organism: Ilex paraguariensis (yerba mate)
Lineage: Eukaryota; Viridiplantae; Streptophyta; Magnoliopsida; Aquifoliales; Aquifoliaceae
Source: the annotation of a GenBank genome assembly